Molecule: messenger RNA, 1444 nt
Organism: Pipistrellus kuhlii (Kuhl's pipistrelle)
Lineage: Eukaryota; Metazoa; Chordata; Mammalia; Chiroptera; Vespertilionidae
Gene: RAD51C
Product: RAD51 paralog C
Exons: 9
Coding region: 83-1192 (369 amino acids)
Biological process (GO): DNA repair; reciprocal meiotic recombination; meiotic DNA recombinase assembly
Cellular component (GO): replication fork; Rad51B-Rad51C-Rad51D-XRCC2 complex; Rad51C-XRCC3 complex
Molecular function (GO): ATP binding; ATP-dependent DNA damage sensor activity; crossover junction DNA endonuclease activity
Source: RefSeq, a predicted model, not a curated record
CGGCUGGGCGGGGCGUGGGGAGUUCCGCCGUCUGGGAUUUGGCGGUUCUGAGGGAUCGGGCGGGUAGGCGUCCGGCUUUGAAAUGCAGCGGGAUUUGGUUAGCUUCCCCCUGUCCCCGGCGGUGCGGGUGAAGAUGGUGUCUGCAGGAUUCCAAACCGCCGAGGAGCUCCUAGACGUGAAGCCCUCCGAGCUCAGCAAAGAAGUUGGGAUAUCUAAAGAGGAAGCCUUAGAAGCUCUGCAAAUUAUAAGAAGAGAAUGUCUCACAGAUAAACCAAGACAUGCUGAGUCAGGCAAGAAAUGUACAGCACUGGAUCUUCUUGAACAGGAGCAUACCCAGAACUUUAUAAUUACCUUCUGUUCAGCACUAGAUAAUAUUCUUGGGGGUGGAGUACCCUUAACCAAAACAACAGAAAUUUGUGGUGCACCAGGUGUUGGAAAAACACAGUUAUGUAUGCAGUUGGCAGUAGAUGUGCAGAUACCAGAAUGUUUUGGAGGAGUGGAAGGUGAAGCAGUUUUUAUUGACACAGAGGGAAGUUUUAUGGUUGAUAGAGUGGUAGACCUUGCUACUGCCUGCAUUCAGCACCUUCAUCUUAUAGCAGGAACAGGUAUGGAAGAGGCGCACCCAAAGAUUUUGGAGAAUUUCACUCUUGAAAACAUUCUUUCCCAUAUUUAUUAUUUUCGUUGUCAUGACUACACAGAGCUAUUGGCACAAGUUUAUCUACUUUCAGACUUCCUUUCAGAACAUGCAAAGGUUCGAUUAGUGAUAGUGGAUGGUAUUGCUUUUCCUUUUCGUCAUGACUUUGAUGACUUAUCCCUUCGAACUCGAUUACUAAAUGGCUUAGCCCAGCAAAUGAUCAGCCUUGCAAAUAAUCACAGAUUAGCUGUAAUUUUAACUAAUCAGAUGACAACUAAGAUUGAUAAAAAUCAGGCCAUGUUGAUACCAGCAUUGGGAGAAAGUUGGGGACAUGCUGCUACAAUACGGCUGAUCUUACAUUGGGAUCAAAAGCAAAGCAGGUUGGCAACAUUGUACAAAUCACCAAGCCAGAAGGAAUCUACAGUACUGUUUCAAAUCACACCUCAGGGAUUUAGAGAUGCUGUUGUUACUACUGCAUGCUCAUUGCAAACAGAAGGUUCAUUGAAUUCCCGGAAACGGUCACGAGAAUCGGAGGAAGAACAGGAAUCAAAAGACUAGUCUCAAAGUAUGUGUGUAUGUGGGUGUGUAUAUGUAUUAGACAUAUUUCUUUAAAAGAUAAAAACACUGUGGCAUAAAUGAAUCAGGAGUAUAUAAAAUGAAAUAUACUUAAAUGAGUAUGAUUCUCUGAAAGUUUUUCUGAAGCAGUGUGUCUUGUUUCCAUUUUUAGUAACAAUCAGUAGGAACGAUAUAAGUAUUAUAUUUUGCAAAUGUGGAAGGCUGAUCUUAUGAGCCACUCAGGCUGUAUUUUUU